Mus caroli (Ryukyu mouse) is the source of this 1059-nucleotide messenger RNA. RefSeq names its product mas-related G protein-coupled receptor member B4. Gene Ontology annotation, biological process: G protein-coupled receptor signaling pathway. NCBI's taxonomy places the organism in Eukaryota, Metazoa, Chordata, Mammalia, Rodentia, Muridae. Gene Ontology annotation, molecular function: G protein-coupled receptor activity. Gene Ontology annotation, cellular component: plasma membrane. The record is from RefSeq and is a predicted model, not a curated record.
GAUAUUCCUACAUAGUCACAUGGUCUGGACUGAGACUAUCAUGUGUUCAUAUCUCGAUUUCUUUGCAGGAAUGCCAGUAGAAAAUUCCUAAGCAUGGGUACAAACACCCUGGCCUGGAACAUUAACAACACUGCUGAAAAUGGAAGUCACACUGAAAUGUUCUCCUGUAUUACCAAGUUCAACACCCUGAAUUUUCUUACUGUCAUCAUGACUGUGGUUGGCCUGGCAGGAAACGGCAUAGUGCUAUGGCUUCUAGCCUUCCACCUGCAGAGGAAUGCCUUCUCUGUCUAUGUCCUCAACCUGGCUGGUGCUGAUUUCUUGUACCUUUGCACUCAACUUGUGCAUUCCCUGGAGUGUGUCCUUCAGUUAGAUAACAACUCCUUUUAUAUUCUCCACAUUGUAUCAAUGUUUGCUUACCUUGCAGGUUUGUGUAUGAUUGCAGCCAUCAGUGCUGAACGCUGCCUAUCUGUUAUGUGGCCUAUCUGGUAUCACUGCCAAAGACCAAGACACGCAUCAGCCAUCAUGUGUUUUCUGCUCUGGGUUUCUUCUCUACUGUUGAGCCUUCUGGUAGGGCUAGGCUGUGGUUUUCUGUUCAGUUAUUCUGAAUAUUAUUUCUGUAAUACUUUGAACUUUAUCACUGCUGCAUUCAUAUUAGGGUUAUCUGUGGUUCUUUCUGUAUCCAGCCUGGCCCUGUUGGUGAAGAUUGUGUGGGGGUCACACAGGAUUCCUGUGACCAGGUUCUUUGUGACCAUUGCUCUCACAGUGGUGGUCUUCAUAUACUUUGGUAUGCCCUUUGGUAUCUGCUGGUUCCUCUUAUCAAGGAUUAUGGAGUUUCAUAGCAUUUUCUCUUACAGUGUUUAUGAAAUAAUAGAAUUCCUGUCCUGUGUUAACAGCUGUGCCAAUCCCAUCAUUUACUUCCUUGUUGGUUCCAUUAGACAACACAGGUUGCAAUGGCAGUCUCUGAAGCUACUUCUUCAGAGAGCCAUGCAGGACACUCCUGAGGAAGAGAGUGGAGAGAGGGGUCCUUCACAAAGGUCUGGGGAACUGGAAACAGUUUAG